GAAAUAAAAAGAUCAUAUGACAACAGUUUACACAUUCAUUUUGAUACACUUGAUAGCUACGUAUCACCCUUAAAAUUAGGGACCAAAUGAGUGCCAAAAAUGUCUAGUUCAGCCAUGAGUUCAGCUUUUGAAACUGGUUAUUGCUAUUGGUUGAAGAACUGCAGGACAGGUCGAGCAGGUGACGAUGAGGUGUCGGGUUUCAGAGUUGACUUUUGGCUUCACAGACUCGAUCCUUCCGUGAGACUCAAAACGCACGAUUUCCAUGUUCAGAUUUUAAAUAUUCAGCAACUGGCAAAAUAAAGGUUAGCCAUGGCACCCAAAUAUGAGGGCUUGUCCCACUGUAAACUGGCCCUGGUGUUUGCUGUGCUGAUGGACCUGCUGGGUGUGACAUCCCUGCUGGUGGGGGUCUUUGCUCCAUUAGAGAUUAAAGGCAGAGACUUUGGGGAUCUUCUGGUGUACACAGGAGCCCUGCUGAUGCUUAUGUCCCUAGCAGGCUGGGUCAUGUGGUACAGUGGCAAUAUUGAAGGUCUGACCUCCAAAAAGGAGUAUGGGGGAGCUGUGGGUGGAGCUGUGGACCGCAUUGCUCGCUCCCUGAGCCGCAGGAUACGGAUCCCCAGGACUCACAGCAGCCCAUCAUAGAAGAGAAGCUCAAAGAAACCUAUGACAGACUUGACUUUUGUUACAUGAAGGGCUGUCAGACAGGAGGCCAAACUGCCCUGAGUAAGGGAGGAUCAUGGCAGUUGCUGUUCACUUUACAGACACUUCUGUUAUUGGAUCAACAAUUACCUUGUUCACAUGAAAUGUCAGUGUCUUUUUUUAUGUUUUUAUAAAGAAAAACAAAAGAAUGUGUCCUCUCUGUGUAAGAAGUUGCAUGUGGACUACUCAGGAUUUUAAUUCAGGCAUACAAUUGAAUCCAGUAUUUGAGGAUUAC
Messenger RNA from Notolabrus celidotus (New Zealand spotty), 931 nucleotides. RefSeq names its product transmembrane protein 238-like. Lineage: Eukaryota; Metazoa; Chordata; Actinopteri; Labriformes; Labridae. The transcript has 2 exons. Bases 310 to 639 code for a protein of 109 amino acids. The record is from RefSeq and is a predicted model, not a curated record.